UCAGCUCAAGUCUCCGCCAGCCCGGCGUCAGCCCCGCCCUUCUUCUCCUAGUGGGUACUCGGAGGCCCGAUCCGGCCUCCCCACUCCAGUCCGAAUACUGUCGGAUCCCUUGACUCUUCCAGCACCGCCGGACUUUGUGCGCUAAGGGCGCGCAUGGCGGCGGUGGGGCCCCGGACUGGCCCCGGCUCCGGGGCCGAGGCGUUGGCACUGGCGGCAGAGCUGCAGGGCGAGGCCACAUGCUCCAUCUGCCUGGAGCUCUUCCGCGAGCCUGUGUCCGUGGAGUGCGGUCACAGCUUCUGCCGCGCCUGUAUCGCGCGCUGCUGGGAGCGUCCCGGCACAGGAACGAUCGCAGUACCGCGCGCGCUGCCUUGUCCGCUGCCCUGCCCACAGUGCAGAGAACCCGUGCGUCCCGGACAGCUGCGGCCCAACAGGCAGCUGGCCUCAGUGGCCACGCUGCUGCGGCGCUUCAGCCUGCCUGCGGCCGCGCCCGGAGAACACCGGCCCCCGGAGGCGGCGGUGGCCGGCUGCGUACAGCAUGGCGAACCGCUCAAGCUCUACUGCCAGGACGACGGACGCGCCAUUUGCGUGGUGUGCGACCGCGCCCGCGAACACCGCGCGCACGCAGUGUUGCCGCUAGACGAGGCUGUUCAGGAAGCUAAGGAACUCCUGGAGUCCAGGCUGAAGGUCUUGAGGAAGGAUCUGGAAGACUAUGAGGUGUCUCGUUCCACUGAAGAGAAGGAGAGCAAGGAGCUCCUGAAGCAGAUGGCAGCUGAGCGAGAGAAGGUGGGUGCAGAGUUCCAGGCACUGCGGGCCUUCCUGGUGGAACAGGAGGGCCGGCUCCUGGGCCGCCUGGAAGAACUGUCACGGGAGGUGACACAGAAGCAGAAUGAGAACAUAGCUCAGCUGGAGGGUGAAAUCACCCAGCUCUCCAAGCUCAGCAGCCAGAUCCAGGAGACAUCUCGAAAGCCUGACCUUGAGUUUCUCCAGGAAUUCAAAAACACACUAAGCAGAUGCAGCAAUGUGCCUGGCCCCAAGCCAACCACAGUGUCUUCUGAGAUGAAGAAUAAAGUCUGGAAUGUUUCCCUCAAGACCUUUGUUUUAAAGGGGCUGCUCAAGAAGUUCAAAGAGGAUCUUCGGGGAGAGCUAGAGAAAGAGGAGAAAGUGGAGCUGACCUUGGACCCUGACACUGCCAACCCCCGCCUCAUCCUCUCUCUGGAUCUUAAGAGCGUGCGCCUGGGACAGCGGGCGCAGGACUUGCCCUGCCACCCACGCCGCUUUGACACCAACACGCGAGUCCUGGCGUCCUGCGGCUUCUCCUCCGGGCGGCACCACUGGGAGGUGGAAGUGGGCUCCAAGGACGGCUGGGCCUUCGGCGUGGCGCGAGAGAGCGUGCGCCGCAAGGGCCUCACGCCCUUCACCCCUGAGGAGGGCGUCUGGGCGCUGCAGCUCAACAGCGGGAAGUACUGGGCGGUGACUAGCCCCGAACGGACGCCCCUCAGCUGUGGCCACCUGUCCCGCGUUCGGGUGGCCCUGGAUCUGGAGGUGGGGGCCGUGUCCUUCUACGCCGUGGAGGACAUGCGCCACCUCUACACCUUCCGCGUCAACUUCCACGAGCGCGUGUUCCCUCUUUUCUCCGUCUGCUCCACCGGUACCUACUUGCGAAUCUGGCCUUGAGAAUCUGGUCUGUGUCCGGCCUCCCAGAGGGGAUGUCGAGAGUGAAUGGCUCUCCCUGCUAGCUGCCCAUGGGGAGCAAUGCUGCCCUCUGGCGGAGGCUCCUGGUUACUGUGGGCCUGCCCUCCAGACUGGCCUGGGCUCCUGCAGACCACGACAUUGGGGACAGAGAACAGGCGAUUGUGGAAAAGGGUUCGGUGGUCAGCUGAGCAGAGAAGGAGAUGCCUUGGACCGUUGGCGCCUGUCCUCUGCCUGUUGUUGACAUGUGGAUUUGGCCUGAGCUGUGAGGACUUGGAGGUGGGUGAGGACAGGAAUCCAGCUAUUGACAAAGCUGUUUCCCAUCACUGAAGCUUACUACCUGGACUUAGCAGGGCCUCUGGUUCUGAAGCAAUACCGAGUCUAGUACUGUCCUCAGGUGCAAGGAGGCAAGUUCAGGCCCAGCCAGCCAGGUUCAUGACCACUUCUGCUUUGCCUUCUUGUCAGCUGCCAGCUCUGCCUUCAGAUACCUGGAUUCAUCCAGCUCGCCUGACCUCAUUUAUUCAGGGAGGAGUGCUGUACUCCCAGGUCAGAGAACAGCCUGGACAGAACUGGAAGGAGAUUCUUGACUUGUACAUGAAAGGAAAGCCCAGAACAACGGCAUUUGUCACGGCUACCUUCCAAUACCCCUUACUGAUGAUACAGAAUGAUAUGUACAUCCUCUGCCACAGUGACAGCCACGUGUUCUCACACAUGCCUAAACCUUUUUCAAAUGCCAAAAUAUAGUCUCCUUUGAGUAAGGAGACCAAAUGCUAUGGAAUUUUGAAGCAUUAAACAGCACUUAUAAUUUUACAGAUGCAACUAACAUCAGCAUGAUGCACUAACAUCAGCACAGAGCACAAACCUGCCCCUGACAUACUCUUUCUGGAACUUGCCAAAUGUGUGCCAAGAGCAGAUGAUCCUGGUGCCAAGGUCUGCUCAACCUGUGCCCUGGUGUGGGGUAUAAUUCCCUUGGCUAAUUGUUCCCCAGCCUCUGUUUGGGCGGGCUUCUGGGAGGCGGUUGUGGGCAAUUUCCUGUCUAGUGCUCCCCUGGCAAGGGGGAUGAGGAGAAGGAAAUACAAACUCUGAGCUCA
Molecule: messenger RNA, 2780 nt
Organism: Suricata suricatta (meerkat)
Lineage: Eukaryota; Metazoa; Chordata; Mammalia; Carnivora; Herpestidae
Gene: TRIM7
Product: tripartite motif containing 7
Exons: 7
Coding region: 154-1674 (506 amino acids)
Molecular function (GO): zinc ion binding; protein binding
Source: RefSeq, a predicted model, not a curated record